Perkinsus marinus ATCC 50983 is the source of this 462-nucleotide messenger RNA. Its product is annotated as Nucleoside diphosphate kinase B, putative. The transcript has 2 exons. The record is from RefSeq and is a predicted model, not a curated record. Gene Ontology annotation, molecular function: nucleoside diphosphate kinase activity. Lineage: Eukaryota; Perkinsozoa; Perkinsida; Perkinsidae. Bases 1 to 462 code for a protein of 153 amino acids. Gene Ontology annotation, biological process: UTP biosynthetic process; GTP biosynthetic process; CTP biosynthetic process.
AUGGUUUCUCGUACUGAUCGCACUUUCAUCAUGGUUAAGCCCGACGGUGUCCAGCGUGGACUUGUUGGAAGAAUCAUCCAAAGGUUCGAGGACAAGGGCUUCAAGUUAGUCGCUAUGAAGAUGUGCACUCCCAGCGAGGAACACUUCAAAGAGCACUACGCCGACUUGUCCGAUAAGCCCUUCUUUGCUGGUCUAGUUAAGUACAUGCAGACCUCCCCCGUUGUCGCCAUGGUGUGGGAAGGCCUGGACGCGGCAGCCGAGGGUCGUAGGCUCCUUGGCGCCACCAAGCCCUCUGAGUCGGCUCCUGGCACCAUCAGAGGCGACUUUGGCCUCGAGGUCGGCAGGAAUCUCAUUCAUGGCUCGGACAGCCCCGACUCGGCAGCCAAGGAAAUUGCUUUGUGGUUCCCUGAGGGUAUCAACGAGUGGAAGAAGUGCGACUACCAGUGGGUCUACGAGGGCUAA